UGGUCCAAUCCUCAAAUCUACAGAUCCAUCAUCCAAGCCGGCCUCAGAUAGACUCCAUCCCACCGCGCUGAGCUCCAAGCAGCCGGCCAUGUCGUCGGCCUCACACGCCGGCGCCGGCGGCCGGCGCAUCACCAUCAGGUCCAUCUCCUGCCGCGGCGUCAGGUCCUUCGUCCCGUUCCAGAAGCCACCGCUCUACGCCGCGGUAUCCCUCGGCGGCCGCAGGGAGGAGACGCCACCUGAUCCCAACGGCGGCGAGAACCCAGACUGGGACGGCGCGGUGCUCGCGUUUGACAUCGACGGAGAUGGGCAGGCGCAGCUGUUGCAGAUCGAGGUGAAGGCGCAGGUGCCGUUCCUCGGCAACAAGCUCGUCGGCACGGCCGGCGUGCCAGUCGCGGGCCUGGCGGCCGGAGGACGAGGAGGCGACGGCGCAUCGCUGCGGCACGUCAGUUACCAGGUGAGCGCCCCCGAUGGCAAGCCCAACGGUACGCUCAGCUUCGCCUACGCCAUCAGCGGAGCCGCCGGUGGCGUGCGUCCGCAGCCGCAGAUCUACCCGGUGCCCGACGGCGCGCAGCCGGAGCAAAAUCCAAGCCUUUUCUGCGCGCCUCCUCCGAGCGCGGCGUAUCCAGCUCCAGCGACGGCAAAUUUUGCGCCGCACAGCGGCGGCUACCCGCUGCCGCCACCGCCAGUGUCCGCUUCUCUCUACCCGCCGUUGCAAGACUUGUUUCCUUCGAACAGCUACCCUUCGCCGCCGCCGCACCCUAUGAGGACGAAUCCACACUUUGCGGCGCCAAACAGCAGCAGCUACCCACCGCCGGCGGCGCCUGUCACAACAUACCCACCCGCACCGGCCUCAUGCACAGCUUGUCCGGCGCCUCCGGCACAGUACAUCACCAGCUACCCGCCUCCACCGCCGACCAACUACCCGCCGCCACCGCCGAGCGGCUACCCACCACCGGCGUUCAAUUUGGCCCCUCCGACCAGCACCUACCCGCCGCCACCGCCGAGCGGCUACCCACCACCGGCGUCCAAUUUGGCCCCUCCGACCAGCACCUACCCGCCGCCGCCGCCGCCGGACUCAGGCUCGACGUACCCAGUACUACCGAGCACAGUAGACCGUGCACUGCCGUACUACCCGCCGCCGCCGGACGCGGCUAUCACCUACCCGCCGCCUCCCGGCGGCUCGUACUACCCUCUGCUGGGGACACAGCACCCCGAGCUCGACGGCGCUCCGCCGCCCGGGACUCGAUACUCCUAGGAGAAAUUCGGCAGAUUAGUCUACAAUCUUGUGAAUUGUGACGGCGAUGUUGCCAAGACUGCUGCGCCAGUUCGCGCGCGCCAUGACUAUGUUGCUGUUAGCUGCUUGUGAGUGAACUUCCAUUUUCUUUUUCUUUUUGAAACAAGACUGAAUGCUAUAGCCAAGCUAAUAAGUAGCAGAGAGUGAGUUGGUAGCGGAUUGGUGUUGGGUAGCAGAUUAUAGAUAUCGGACGAUAUUGUGGAUGUAAAGUUCCAAUAGCGGAAUUUAAAAAUUACUUACAAUAUUGAGUAAAGAUCAUGAUAUUUGACUUAAUAA
Molecule: messenger RNA, 1570 nt
Organism: Phragmites australis (common reed)
Lineage: Eukaryota; Viridiplantae; Streptophyta; Magnoliopsida; Poales; Poaceae
Product: leucine-rich repeat extensin-like protein 5
Exons: 1
Coding region: 89-1255 (388 amino acids)
Biological process (GO): defense response
Source: RefSeq, a predicted model, not a curated record